Postia placenta MAD-698-R-SB12 is the source of this 1241-nucleotide messenger RNA. RefSeq lists its product as hypothetical. The record is from RefSeq and is a predicted model, not a curated record. The coding region runs from base 4 to 1146 and encodes 380 amino acids. NCBI's taxonomy places the organism in Eukaryota, Fungi, Basidiomycota, Agaricomycetes, Polyporales, Adustoporiaceae. The transcript has 3 exons.
GCCAUGUCUACCAAACGCUACCGCGAGAGCUCAAGCACUUCGCUUUCUCCAUCUCCUUCGCCAGAACCUACCCCAAAGGCUAUACGCACCGCGCUUCCUGCAGACUCAUCUGUGUCUAGUCCACUUCUCUGUACUCUUCCGCCGACAUGCAAUCCGCCACACAAUCGGCCUACACCAUUGGCAGAUACCGGGCAGCUCGAGUCUCAUUAUGCCACAUAUCACGCGCACGUCUGUGAGGAAAAGGGCUGCGGAUGCGUGUUUCCAGACGCACGACUACUGGAGUUGCAUCAGACUGAAUGCCACAAUCCACUGGCUGCUGUGCGUAAGGACAGAGGAGAGAAGAUUUUUGCCUGCCAUGUAGCCACAUGUCCACGACGAUUUCUGACGCCUAAGACGCGUCGUCUGCAUCUCAUCGAGGCGCACGGCUAUCCAAAAGAAUAUUUCUUCGCCGUCACUAAUAAGGGUGUCGGUGGGCUGCUGAAGCGCUGGGGUGAAGGCGUGAGCAUGGUACGCGGCCAAUGGAAGCCACGGGAUGAUGCGGCUGCCUGCGAAGGCGUUGAAGGCGACUCAGAAAGUGAAAUUGACGACGGGAACACAGAUGCUGCCCUACGGCGCACCAGUAUCUCAAUGGAAGGCGCCAGCGAUGCCGUUGUUGUGGAAUAUGCAAAUACGCCCACCACGAGCACCAGCGACACGAUAGAAGGCGAGGCCGAUGUGGCCGUGCAGGAUGACGAUAUGGAUACAAUCAUGGGAAUCUUUGACUCACUGUCCUUGGUUCCGCGCAAUAUCAAGUUUGGCCGGGGUGCGUCGAUGCCCGGAUUCGGACACGAGCGAGCCUCCUCAAGGGGAGUGCCGGGCACGAGGGGACGGGGGAGGGCAUCUGUGGCGCCCCGUGAUGCUGGUACGCGGGUGCAGUCAGAAGUGUCGACUCGAGGCGCUCCGGGGGCGGGCAAUCUGAGGCGUGGAAUGCGAGGGUUUCUGCGUGGUAGAGCGAACGCGAGUGGGGCGAGAGGAAUAGGUCGAGCAGACGGCCGGGGCGCAUCUGGGGCUGCUAGAGGGGCUACUAGAGGAGUUGCUAGGGGAGGCCGUGCAGGCAAGGGCGAUUACGGGAGGGGAAGAUCUGCACCUAGAGGCGUUUCAUCGUAGGUUCACGUACCUGGAUCGGUGGUGAACGCCAAUUCUAGUAUCUCUUCUCCAACUAGUUUGGUACGUAGCGUAGGGGACACGCUUAUAUAACUACC